Messenger RNA from Lotus japonicus, 986 nucleotides. RefSeq names its product single-stranded DNA-binding protein, mitochondrial. The transcript is spliced from 4 exons. Gene Ontology annotation, molecular function: single-stranded DNA binding. Gene Ontology annotation, biological process: positive regulation of helicase activity; mitochondrial DNA replication. Bases 65 to 697 code for a protein of 210 amino acids. Gene Ontology annotation, cellular component: mitochondrial nucleoid. NCBI's taxonomy places the organism in Eukaryota, Viridiplantae, Streptophyta, Magnoliopsida, Fabales, Fabaceae. The record is from RefSeq and is a predicted model, not a curated record.
ACCCUUCCACUUGAACAAAAGAGUGAGUUAGCUAAUUGCUACCAACUGAGUAGGGUUUAAGACAAUGCGAACCUCCAUGGGCACGCUUUCAAGGACCCUUCAUCGCUCUCUACUAUCCACCCUCAAUCCCAACCACCACCUUCCACGGCACUUCUCCACCACCCUCCUCUCCGACUCCGAAGACUCCCCCCACGGCGGCGACUCACCAUCCCCUCCACCCUCACAAACCGAAAGGACCAUCUUCGAUCGACCCCUCGAGAAUGGCCUCGACGUCGGCAUUUACAGGGCUAUACUGGUUGGGAAGGUUGGGCAGACCCCAUUGCAGAAGAAGCUGAAGAGUGGAACGGUGGUGACUCUUCUCUCGCUCGGGACCGGAGGCAUUCGCAACAAUCGGAGGCCGUUGGAUAAUGAGAGCCCGAGGGACUAUGCAAAUCGCUGUGCUGUUCAGUGGCAUCGGGUUACCAUUUAUCCUGAGAGAUUGGGAACCCUUGUCAUGAAACAUGCUACUCCUGGCUCGACCUUGUAUGUGGAGGGGAACUUGGAGAGUAAGGUUUUCUCGGAUCCGACGACUGGUCUUGUACGUCGAAUCAGAGAAGUUUCUGUUCGUAGAAAUGGUCGCGUUGUAUUUUUAGGUCAAGGUGGUGAUGCUGAUGCUGAUACACAACAAAAUGACCUGAAAGCUGUUGGCUAUUACUAGCAUAGAUUCUUCAAAUGGGAUUCAGUUGGCAAUGGAGAAUUUUUCGAUUUUGUAAUUAUAAUCUAUUUUUUUUAACGCUCGAGUUGGAAUCAUUUACAUAGGCAUUUGUCAUGAUGGAAACUCUAGGUUGGAGUGAUAUUGUCUUGCUCUGUGAAAUUAUUCAGGGUAUGUAUUACUCCACCUUCCUGAUUAUGUAAACUUGGUGAUAGUGAGUGUUUCCGUUCAGCUUUAAAUUGGAGGAAUAAUUAUUUUAUGCUCUUUAAGUCAAAGUGACGAUCUAAUUCUCUGA